AUGGUUGAUGAAUUCAACAAACGGACUAGGGUUACAACGAGUGGAGGCAGAGCUGGAGACGGCGGCGAUGUUCCAAGAAAAGUGGCUCGAGAGAAAUAUGGCAGGUCCCGAGCCCAGUUUGGGAUCAAGUACUAUUGCGUGGGAACAGGCAAUAACCUUUGGGCAUCCGAGCCAUCCAGUGGGUUGAAGUUACCGAUUAAUGAAGCUACCAAGAGCUGA
Molecule: messenger RNA, 219 nt
Organism: Penicillium cosmopolitanum
Lineage: Eukaryota; Fungi; Ascomycota; Eurotiomycetes; Eurotiales; Aspergillaceae
Exons: 2
Coding region: 1-219 (72 amino acids)
Source: RefSeq, a predicted model, not a curated record